Drosophila nasuta is the source of this 581-nucleotide messenger RNA. RefSeq lists its product as uncharacterized. Lineage: Eukaryota; Metazoa; Arthropoda; Insecta; Diptera; Drosophilidae. The record is from RefSeq and is a predicted model, not a curated record. The transcript is spliced from 3 exons. Bases 163 to 471 code for a protein of 102 amino acids.
UUGACAAUUCUCUUUGGUAAAGUUUUCAUCUGGUGAACACGUGAAUUGAGAGACGUAAAUUUAAACUUAUUUAAUUUUAUUUAAUUUGCUUGUAUAACUUUGCCGUGAUUCUUUGGCUUCUUCACACAAAUAGUUUCUACUUUGCGAAUUGAAUUGAACAAAAUGGAUAAUUCUUGCGGGUUUUGCGGCAUGCAAUUGGAUCCAGAGUCGAUGCUUUGCAACUUAUGCGAUAAUGAUGACGAUUUGAACAAUUACCUAAGCUCGUCUAUGGAAAACUCUGACGUCGAGGACUCUUCUGAUACGCAGACCGAAGUUGCCUUAGAAUCUCUGGCUAACGGUGGAUAUGUACCGUCCGACGAUGAUUUGGAAGUUGAUGAAGACAAUUAUCAAUUUGAUAUUCUCUUCAAUAUGUGCGUACUGGAAGCUUUUUUGGUGGUAUCAAAAAUCAAUGACGAUAACAUGAACAAUUAAACUUGAAUGCGAAAAUUUUGAUCAUUUUUCUCUUCUGUUUGCUAUCUUCUUGUGUGUGCGUGUCCUGGUUAUACAAAUGUUUAUUAAUUAUAUUUAUAAACAAGCGGCAA